CAUGCGCACCGCUCCCAACCCCGCCGAUCCAAGAUGGCGGCCGUUCGGCGGGAGCCGAUCCCGUGAAAAGGCCCCCCCCCCUCCCCCAACGCCCGGCCCGCAGGUGGCCAACGGAGGUUCGGGCUGCUUAUGAUGAUAUUUCAAAAUCUUAUCACAAAAUACAAACCAAACAUCAAGCCAAGAUCUUGGAGAGUCAUUCAGUUCAUCAGUUACCGAAUAUCGUCAGCUUUUGAACAUGGAAGGAGAACGAUUUGUCUUCCCCGUGGGGGCAUUUCAAACAUCAGUAUGAUUGGAAAACUGCCGAGACAUGCACGCUCCGCUGAGACUGUUUCGAUGGACUGAUUGCAGAAAUCGCUUUAACUAGUCUGAAGGAUACAUCACACCAUUCCCCGAGAAGAGACCGACCACGUGUGCCUGGACAAGGAUUCAUCAUGGAGAGACACGAGGGCGCCCACAUCAUGGAGAAACCGUGGAAAUGUGGGGACUGUGGGAAGGGAUUCCGAACUCCGUCUGAGCUGGAGAUCCAUCGGCGCAGUCACACCGGCGAGAAACCAUUCGCCUGCUUUGAGUGUGGGAAGGGAUUCUCACGUUUAUCUCAACUCACGGAACACCAGCGAGUUCACACUGGGGAGAAGCCAUUCACCUGCACUGGCUGUGGGAAGGGAUUCACUUGUUUAAGUAACCUCACUUCACAUCAACUUGUUCACACCGAUACGAGGCUUUAUAAGUGUCCUGACUGUGAGAAAAGCUUCAAAAGCACGAGGGAUCUGCUGAGACAUCGGUACGUCCACUCCAGUCAGAGGCCGUUCUGCUGUUCCGUCUGCGGGAAAGGGUUUACUCGGUCGUCCAGCCUGGUGAGACACCAGCGAGUCCACACCGAGGAGCGACCUUUCCCUUGCGUGACGUGUGGGAAAAGGUUCACCCGCUCCUGUACCCUGCAGAGACACCAACAAAUUCACACCGUGCGGAGCCCGUUUGCCUGCUCGGAGUGCGGGAAGGGGUUCACUGAGUUGUUCCAACUGCUGAGACACCAGCGAAUUCACACGGCCGAGAGGCCGUUCAUCUGCUCGGAGUGCGGGAAGGGGUUCAUUCAGUCGUUUGAACUGCUGAGACACCGACGGGUUCACACCGGGGAGAGGCCUUUUAUCUGCUCUGAGUGUGGGAAGGGAUUCACUCAGUCCUCUCAUCUGCUGAGACACCAGCAAGUUCAUGAGUGAUGCUUCCUAUCAAUGAUUUGGAAUGAACGGUGUGAGCAGCAAUUUGUUACGACGGAUUGGCUAGAUACACUAAACGGCUUGAAAAUCAACCAGCAGCAGCUUUUACUUGAAGAAGCACUACCCGGUCGACAAAAAAAAAUCAUUUCUUAGAGGAUUUUGUAUGCGACAGGAAAAAUAAAUCUACUUCAGACAACAAAA
Messenger RNA from Chiloscyllium plagiosum (whitespotted bambooshark), 1415 nucleotides. RefSeq lists its product as uncharacterized. The record is from RefSeq and is a predicted model, not a curated record. Gene Ontology annotation, molecular function: DNA-binding transcription factor activity, RNA polymerase II-specific; RNA polymerase II cis-regulatory region sequence-specific DNA binding. NCBI's taxonomy places the organism in Eukaryota, Metazoa, Chordata, Chondrichthyes, Orectolobiformes, Hemiscylliidae. Gene Ontology annotation, biological process: regulation of transcription by RNA polymerase II.